Messenger RNA from Nannospalax galili (Upper Galilee mountains blind mole rat), 2572 nucleotides. It is a transcript of the gene Zc3h12a, whose product is annotated as zinc finger CCCH-type containing 12A. The transcript is spliced from 6 exons. Gene Ontology annotation, molecular function: mRNA binding; RNA endonuclease activity. The coding region runs from base 157 to 1941 and encodes 594 amino acids. NCBI's taxonomy places the organism in Eukaryota, Metazoa, Chordata, Mammalia, Rodentia, Spalacidae. The record is from RefSeq and is a predicted model, not a curated record. Gene Ontology annotation, cellular component: nucleus; cytoplasmic ribonucleoprotein granule. Gene Ontology annotation, biological process: 3'-UTR-mediated mRNA destabilization; nuclear-transcribed mRNA catabolic process, RNase MRP-dependent.
GCCCAGCUUCCGCGUCACGGUCCUUAAAGCACCUGCCUGGCCGCAGCGGGCACAAAGGUGCCGCGGGAGCCCUGGACUCGGCCCUAUGGACGCGCUGCCGGCAGUGGCCGGCUCUCGGCAGGGAGCUGUGAUGGGUGCCUCCCAUGAGUCUGAGAUAUGAGUGACCCCUGUGGAAAGAGGCCGGUCCUGGAAGCCAGCCCCACCAUGAGUCUGUGGGGUCCUGAGGGUAACCCUCCGUCAGCCCAGGAGCCUGUGGCUGAGGAGGCCUCUGCUUCAGAGCUGCAGAUGAAGGUGGACUUCUUCAGGAAACUGGGCUACUCAUCUUCGGAGAUCCACAGCGUCCUGCAGAAGCUGGGGGUCCAAGCCGACACCAACACAGUGCUGGGGGAGCUAGUGAAGCAUGGCUCAGCCUCGGAGCGGGAGCACCAAGCCUCACCAGACUCCUGCCCUCAGCUCCCUCUGGUGCCCCGGGGCGGUGGCACCCCCAAACCUCCCACCCUGGAACCCUCACUUCCAGAGGAGGACAAGGAGGGCAGUGACCUAAGGCCUGUGGUCAUCGAUGGAAGCAAUGUGGCCAUGAGCCAUGGCAACAAGGAGGUCUUCUCCUGCCGGGGCAUCCUGCUAGCUGUGAACUGGUUUCUGGAGCGGGGCCACACAGACAUCACUGUGUUUGUACCAUCCUGGAGGAAAGAACAGCCUCGGCCUGAUGUGCCCAUCACAGAUCAGCACAUCCUGCGGGAACUAGAGAAGAAGAAGAUCCUGGUGUUCACACCAUCUCGGCGUGUUGGUGGCAAGCGGGUGGUAUGCUAUGAUGACCGCUUCAUUGUGAAGCUGGCCUUUGAAUCCGACGGGAUUGUGGUCUCCAACGACACCUACCGGGACCUCCAGGGUGAGCGGCAGGAGUGGAAGCGCUUCAUCGAGGAGCGGCUGCUCAUGUACUCCUUCGUCAAUGACAAGUUCAUGCCCCCCGAUGACCCGCUGGGCCGACAUGGGCCCAGCCUGGACAACUUCUUGCGUAAGAAGCCACUGCCUUCUGAACACAGGAAGCAGCCAUGCCCCUAUGGGAGGAAGUGCACCUAUGGAAUCAAGUGCCGAUUCUUCCACCCUGAGCGGCCAACCCGUCCUCAGCGCUCUGUGGCUGAUGAGCUCCGUGCCAAUGCCCUCCUUUCACCACCCAGGACUCCAGGCAAAGACAAAAGUGGCCAGCGGUCUUCCCUUGCUUCUCAGCCUGGCUCUGUGCCCCCAGAGGCAGAGCAGAGCAGCUUGGAUGGGAAGAAAAUGGGAGCCCGGGCGUCCCCAGGGCCCCGUCAAGAAGGCCCAACACAGACCUUUGCCCCAGCUGGCAGGAGCCUCCCUGUUAGUGGGGGCAGUGGGAGCAGUGGGGGAAGCUUUGGGCCCACUGAGUGGCUCCCACAUACCAUGGACUCACUCCCAUACACCUCCCAAGACUGCCUGGAUUCAGGCAUUGGCUCCCUGGAGAGCCAGAUGUCAGAAUUGUGGGGGCUUCGAGGAGGCAGCCCUGGGGAGUCAGGCCCCACUCAGGGCCCUUACGCUGGCUACCGUGCUUAUGGAUCUGAGCUCCCAGCUGCACCUGCCUUUUCUGCCUUUGGACGGGCCAUGGGCGCUGGCCACUUCAGUGUCCCUGCUGACUAUGUGCCCCCGCCACCUGCCUUUCCAGCCCGAGAGUACUGGUCUGAGCCAUACCCAUUGCCCCCAUCCACCCCAGUCCUUCAGGAACCACAGAGGUCCAGUCCAAGGGCUAGCCCCUGGGGCAGGGUGGGUGACCUAGUCAAAGAAAGGGCUGGCGUGUACACCAAAUUGUGUGGUGUCUUCCCCCCACACCUGGUAGAGGCUGUGAUGUCGCGCUUCCCGCAGCUCCUUGAUCCCCAGCAGCUGGCUGCAGAAAUCCUAUCCUACAAGUCCCAGCACCCCAACGAGUAAGCCAGCAGGUGACCCAGGGGGCUGUCAGGCUGUGCUCUGGGAUGUUCCCAGCCCCAGUCCACCCUGGAAGCUGGACAGAGAGAGGAGUGGAGCAGGCAAGGGAAUCCUCAAACCAAAGAUACCAUAGGAUUGAUUCUGGCCCUGCGGUACCUUUCGUCGUCCUGCAUGGGUCAGAAGCGAUCACCCUGUUGAUACACAUUGUAUCUCUGUCAUUUAAGGAGACGCUGCCGGUCAGGCCGUCGGUCCGUGGCUGAUGCCCAAACCCUCUUUUCUCUCAGAGGGCAGAGGGGGAGACCUGGGGAACAGAGGCCUGAGCUGGACCCCACCUCCACCCUGUCCCUGGGAUGCCGGCACCACCGGCUAGUUGGGCACCAUGUGCCUGCCCUCCGAGGCCCCCCUCAUGCCAAUGUGGCCUCAUCCCUGCUCACAGGGAUGUGUAGUAAGCAAGAUGCUUCUUAUAACCCACCUCCACUCAUUCUGUCCACCUACCCCCUCGCCCCACCAGGGCUAUAGGGCCCUCUAUCCUCACCAUCUCUUCCUCAUCCUUCCCCACAGGUGGAGGGACACGUAAGCCAUGUACAGAUAUGGAUUUUAAAUAUUGUAAGUGGAAAGACAAGAAUAAAGGACAUUG